AUGUCGGUUACGGGGUGGUUUCCUGCUUAUGUUAAAUUUGCCCCUCAACUUGAUAGGUUGGCGGCGAAACCCUUUUACAACCAAAGAAACACAAAUUGUUCACCACAACUGUCCUUCCAACGCAACAGUUUGAAGAGAUGCUAUUGCAAAAAGAAAGAGCAAGACACACAGUUUUUAUCAGAUAGUCCAUGGGAUAGUGGGGAUGACAACAGCCUCUUCUUCACCCACAAACUCAGGCCAUAUCACUUGUUACCAUCCAAGUUCUUGAGUUUAAUGCAGCUCUGGUUUUAUUCAACUCUUGGAUUUGGGUUUCUUGUUCUUCUCAUUUGUUUAACAUCGCUACUUGGUGACAGAUUAUUUGACUUUAAGUCUGUCAGCAACCCCUCCCUGAAGGAGAUCCUCCUGAAUAGUGAUAUCUCAAGAGUGUGUUGUGUUGUUGCUUACUGCAUUGUCACUCCUCUUUUGGAAGAAGUUGUUUAUAGAGGAUUUUUGCUGAAAUCACUUUCCUCAACCAUGAAGUGGCAACAAGCUGUAGCCAUAAGCUCUGUUAUAUUCAGUGCAAUUCACUUUUCCGGUGAAAACUUUGUACAGUUGUUCAUCAUUGGAUGUGUCCUUGGAUGCUCCUAUUCCUGGACUGAAAAUUUGAACUCUUCUAUUGUUAUUCAUUCUUUGUACAAUGCUUUGACCUUACUAAUAACUUAUUUUUAUUAA
Vicia faba (fava bean) is the source of this 711-nucleotide messenger RNA. Lineage: Eukaryota; Viridiplantae; Streptophyta; Magnoliopsida; Fabales; Fabaceae. The record is from the annotation of a GenBank genome assembly.